This is a messenger RNA of Mangifera indica (mango), 1227 nucleotides long. RefSeq names its product putative F-box protein At5g55150. Lineage: Eukaryota; Viridiplantae; Streptophyta; Magnoliopsida; Sapindales; Anacardiaceae. The transcript has a single exon. Bases 139 to 1227 code for a protein of 362 amino acids. The record is from RefSeq and is a predicted model, not a curated record.
UUGUACUCGUGUCAUUUUCAGAUAUUAAAAUCCCAAUCUCAGCCUUAAUCCAAGCGUAUAAACGUUCUAUAUUUUCAGAUUUUAAGCUCCCCAUCCAACCCUUUUGAAAGUUCUCUGAUCUAAGUCGCCGCCGUUGCCAUGGUUGAUUGGGCAAAUCUGCUUCCUGAUGUUUUGCUGGAAAUCACUACGCAUCUGACGUCGUGUGAGGAUUUUGUUGCUUUUGGUUCGGUUUGUUCCUCAUGGCGAUCUGUUGCAAUUAUGGGAAAGCCGGGAUUUUUAUUUAAACUCGCCCCAUUGCUGAUGCUCGCACCGGAGAAGCCCACCUAUCAACGCGGGUUUUACAGUUUUUCGGAGGAUUUAACUCGGUACUUUAUUUUGCCUGAAGUUAAUUCGAGAAGAUGUUUAUCUUCCAGGGGCUGGCUUUUAACAAUCGCUGAAGCAGAUUUAAGUAUGGCUCUUUUGCAUCCUUUUUCACGAUUCGAAAUUGCAUUGCCUCAUCCCAAGACUAUCAAAGACUGGGAAGAUUUUUCUCAAGGCUGUGACCCGACUCUGCAGCAUGUAGUUUAUAUUUCUAAAUUUGUCUUAUCAACCAAUCCCAGGCGCACAUCAGAUUACCUGGUUAUGGUUCUUCAUGAAUAUGGCGGAAAGGUUGCAUAUUGUAAACCUGGGGAUAAAUCAUGGACCACAAUGGAGUCUUCAUGGUUGAAUCAUGACAUCACCUGUUAUAAAGGACAGUAUUAUGUCAUUAACACUAUAGGUCAAAUAAUGCAGUGCGAUCUCACCACAAACGUUUUAGUAAAAGUUGCACAGAUGCCACAUUUAAAGUAUCCGCAGUCCAAUUUAUAUAUAAUGGAAUCAGCAGGAGCAUUGAUUGUGGUUGAACGAUACUCAGAAACUAUUUUGGAAGAUGGUCCUUAUGGAACUACUGGAUUCAAGGUUUUCCAAGUGGAUUUGGGCAACAAUAAGUGGACUGAGAUAAAAGAUUUGGGUAAUAGAACUCUGUUUUUGGGUUAUAAUUCUUCAUUCUCUGAGGAGGCCCUUUAUUGCAAAGCUAAUUGCAUAUACUUUACUGAUGAUUGUCUUGAAGAUUAUUUCGACCUCCCCGAGGGAGGAGGGAAGGAUAUGGGAAUAUAUAACAUCCUGGAUGGUAGCAUUGAACCACAUUUUCAUUUUGAAGGUAGCUCAUACAGUAGUGUUAAUCCACCUAUGUGGGUUCAACAGCGUUAG